AUGAGCUCCCGAGUUAGAUUCAUCGAUGUUGGACUUAACCUCACCGAUCCUGUAUUUCGAGGAUUACAUAGGGGGAAAAGAAAGCACCGGGAUGACAUAUUAGAUGUUAUCAAACGAGCAAAAGCUGCCGGCGUACAAUCAGCCAUUUUGACAGGGGGGAGCUUACACGAAUCGAGCGAAGCAUUGGAUCUCGCUGCACAAUUUGGAUAUUAUGCAACAGUCGGAUGUCACCCAACUCGAUCCAGUCAGUUCGACUCGUUCAAAGGUGGACCGGAGGUGUAUCUCGAAAGGCUGGACCAAUUGAUCGCAUCACAUCUUACCGGCACAGGGAGAUGCGUAGCGGUCGGUGAAUGCGGUCUCGACUACGACCGGCUCCAUUUUUCUCCGAUCGUCACUCAACAGAAACACUUUCGCUCUCAACUCUCGCUCGCAAAAAAGUAUCAUCUGCCCCUCUUCCUACACGUGCGUGCCGCGCACGAAGACUUUGUCCGUAUUUUGAAGGAGGAAGGAUUUGGGGAGGAUGGCGGACGAGCGUGUGAAUGGGUGUUCGAUGAAAACGGACCAAAAUCUCGCGACAACAAAGGCUAUACCCCUUCAUCGAUUGAUGGUAGAAACUGCUGUCAACCUGAGAAGUUUAUCGAAGGCCGAGUGGUUAAAGGUCGCAACGAGCCUUGUGCAAUAGGAGGGGUUGCGUGGGUCGUCGCCAGUCUCAAGAACCGCGAACUGAUCGACGUGAGCCGUGCGGCAUGGAAUAAUACCGUCGAAAUGUACGAUUUACACGAGUUGAUGGAUGCAGAAUAUCACGAGGAUAUCGCAGCACGCGAUGCAUCAAAAGAUAAACCUGUGGAGAAUGGUGGAGUAGUUGAUGGUGGAGCGAUGGAUGUAAAAACGGAGGCAAAAGAGGUAGAUCCUACGGAGAAGAAGAUACGGAUUCUCAAAAAAAAGUUACAAGCGAUCGAGCAAUUGAAAGCACGGAGGGACAACGGUGAUAGCUUAGAAGCGACCCAAUUACAGAAGAUUGAGGGGGAGGCUGAUUUAUUGAAACAACUCGAAGAGCUAGAGAAGUCAUAA
This is a messenger RNA of Rhizoctonia solani, 1071 nucleotides long. Its product is annotated as TatD DNase family protein. Lineage: Eukaryota; Fungi; Basidiomycota; Agaricomycetes; Cantharellales; Ceratobasidiaceae. Gene Ontology annotation, cellular component: cytosol. The record is from RefSeq and is a predicted model, not a curated record. Bases 1 to 1071 code for a protein of 356 amino acids. Gene Ontology annotation, molecular function: 3'-5'-DNA exonuclease activity. The transcript is spliced from 9 exons.